Messenger RNA from Miniopterus natalensis, 464 nucleotides. Lineage: Eukaryota; Metazoa; Chordata; Mammalia; Chiroptera; Miniopteridae. The record is from RefSeq and is a predicted model, not a curated record.
CGCUCCCGCUCCCGCUCGCGCUGCCGGCCUCAGCGACGGCUCAGGGCUUGGCUCCGGCCGCAGCAAUUUAGGGGGAGAAGGAAGGAGCCCUGCUAAACUCUCCCGUGACCUCAAACUCUUUGGACUGCUUUUUCUUUUUUUUUAAUUUUUGAAAGAAAAUCCACCUUGAAAGAAAAUCGGCAUAGGAGGAGAUGGAAGUUUUCCCCUUGUUCUUGGUUCUGUCCGUGUGGUGGUCUCGAACCUGGGAGCGGGCGAAUGCGGAUUCGAUCAUUCACAUCGGAGCGAUUUUUGAUGAGUCUGCCAAGAAAGAUGAGGAGGUGUUUCGCACAGCCGUCGGCGACCUCAACCAGAAUGAGGAGAUCUUACAGACGGAGAAGAUCACCUUCUCCGUGACAUUUGUUGAUGGCAACAACCCAUUUCAAGCGGUUCAAGAAGGAAUGAAGGCUUUGAUUGAAAGAUCUUAG